UCACACUGUCACUGUCACGGACCCGAUUUCAAGUCGUUUCUCGCAUCAUGAUCUACCCGCAGAUCCCUCGUUUGGGCCAAAGCUGGCCCCUUCCACCUGCUAAUGAGAUCGGACUGGACCCCAGAGGCGUUAGUGCGUGGCAUCUCCUCCUCUCCGCCGAAAGCGCGGCUCUGGCACUUCCCAAAUCUACGGCGAUGUAUAAAGACAAAGUCGUUGCUGUUCGGCUCAUAGGGUGGUUCAUCAAGGAUUUUUGGGAACACAGCCAGAGUGCAGGGUACGCACGGCUGUGUAAGGAGGUAUUCUCCUGUAACGUGCCUAUGGCACCUGAGGACGCUGUGGGAGUCGACUUGUGUAAUGAGAAGAUAUUCACCAUGGGCUUGGAUCUUCGAAACCAACUCCUUCGCGUCUUUUACGCCGCUACCGAUCGUAUCCCGACCCCAUCUGCCCACGCUUCCCGACCGUCUUAUGAAGAGCACAGAGCCAGAAUACUGAGUGAUAUCGCCAACGUCGAACCCGGAGAAGGAAGGACCCGAUCUCAGGCCAAGGCUGAUGCACUCUUGCGGGAUGGCUACAAAUGCGUUUUGACGGGCUUAUACGAUAAAGAUAUUCUCCAGGCUAUUCCCGAGCUCCAAGCGAAAGCGUCGGCAGAGGGUGCAAGUCAAAUCGGAACCCGUGUUGUUCACUUAUUCUCGACAGCGGCCCAAUCUAACCCAGACUAUGCGACAAGUGCGCUGGCGAUUCUGAAACUGUUUGGCUUGGGAUCCGUGGUACAAAACUUACUCGGAAAACGUGCCAAUAACUUGUUCAACGUCAUGACCAUGUGUAUGAACUUACAGGUGGACUUUGACCACCUUGCCUUUUGGUUUGAAGCUGUUCCUGGACAAGAACACACCUACAACGUCGUUGCGCGCAAUCCACAGACUUUCUUCGGUCAGACGCCGACGCCACUCAGACAAGUGAAGUUUCGCGUUGAUGCCGAUGCGGAACGAGAUGCCGCCGGCAUUGAGGUCCCUGUUCGCCUGGAUUUGCCUGAUCCCCAGCUGAUUGCCAUACGCGCCGCAUGCGCCCGUGUUGCUGCGAUGUCUGGUGCCGCCGAUCAAUUUCUCCAGAUCUACAAGGACCGUGAUGAAGACGAGUUGGGCACACUGGCGGAUUCGGAGUCUGCGGUUUACCUCUUGGAUUCUCUGUUGCAAACCAUCUCUGCUCGAAGCUGAGUUUUCUCAAGUUCCGAUCUCACCUUGACCCUAGCCCGCUGCACAUGGCAUCACUAUCUGACGACCGACGCGCAAUCCAAACCGUCAUCUUACAUCGAUCAUGACACGAGUAUCCAGAUUCCGGACCAGCAAGGCCGAUCUUCCUCAAACCGCGGAUGAACUGUCCGGUGCUUUCUUGUGCAACGAACGCGUGCUUGUCGUGUCAGACGACAUUGUCAGCCUGGAUGUCUCUGCGCGCCGCAUUCGCAGAACUGAUGAAGUUCGACUGGCGCUUUCAGACGUAGAACAAGAGUCCGUCCGUCUUCUCGAUCUAGUAUUCGCGAGCAUCCGCUUCAAAAUGUCUCUCUCCUCGAACGGUUUCAAAACCUUGCCAUUCUCGGGUACUGCUUUCCAAGCUCCUUGCCUCCUUUCCACCGAGAACCUACAGUUGAGAGUGUCCAUCGAUGGUUUCAGGUGAAGACCCUGAAAAGCCGCUGGCGGCCGCAAGAUGAGAGAAUUCAUCACCACAGUUGAAUUGAGACUCACGAAGCAAGCUGAGGAUACCUCUUGAGCGCCUCCACUAUCUGUCCCGCG
Messenger RNA from Mycena citricolor, 1787 nucleotides. The record is from the annotation of a GenBank genome assembly. Lineage: Eukaryota; Fungi; Basidiomycota; Agaricomycetes; Agaricales; Mycenaceae.